UUUUUUUUUCUUAGUGUAGUGAUUCUUAACAAUGAGAUUUACUUUACAAGAAUAUUGUGAUAUAAUUGUGUACAGAUUUGCAGAAAAAAGCGCACGUGCCGCAACAUGAAUUUACAAAAGAAAUUUCCUAGGCGUGCGCAACAUCACACGAGACGUCAAAUUUAUUAUGCAGCAGUUUUGAAAAACAAAGUAUCUCGUGCAUAAUCAUGGAAUUGUCAAUUAGGUGCAUUGUCGUAUUCAUGAUAAAAAACAAUUCUUUCAAUUUAUGAAGAUCCUGGAAUGCAUCGUUUGAUGCAUAAUUUAGGCGUACUAAAAAAUUGUACAUCACAUUUUACGCAUAAACAGAUUACAGCUCUAUUAUCAGCAUAUGUAAUUGCAAUUACUAAAAGACAAACUCGUAAAUUUUUGUAAAGAUAUUGUUAUCAACGUUGUAUAUUCACAAUAUUUUUAACGUAUAUUAAUUAGUAAAAUAUACACAAGAUUCCUUUUGUAACGUAUUAUCUACUGCAAGUAUUAAAGAAAAGACUGGUGUCGGAAUGGUAAAUGAAAAAGAAUUCUGGACGGAAAUUCGGAAAGACAUACCACGAUACAGGAAGAAAAAACCACGAGUCGUUCCUGCCUUCACUAUUCAGGCUCUGCAGGAAAAUACGAUCGUUGCAAAACCUCCACGAUGUGGAUUAUACAAACCUCGUCCACCGAAACCGUCAACGUUCAGAAAGUUCUACAAACGCCGUGUGUUUCCCAUCUCGUUGGAGAACGACGGCUACGACCAGAAAAUUAAUUGGAAAGUGGACAUAGAGGACUUGGACUUCCAUCAUUAUCUGCCGAUGUUCUUCGACGGUUUAACGGAAACGGAACAACCGUACAAGUUUCUAGUGGAGCAGGGAAUAUCGGAUAUGCUGGAGCACGGUGGGCCCAAGAUAUUACCCGUUGUGCCUCAACUAAUCAUUCCUAUUAAGAAUGCGUUGAAUACGAGGAUGCCCGAGAUAAUCUGCAGUACGAUGAAAGCACUUCAACGUUUAGUACGUUCGGCGGAUUGCGUUGGUGAAGCCCUAGUCCCGUAUUUUAGACAAAUUCUGCCCAUUCCUAAUUUACUGAAAGACAGAAACGGUAAGCGUGCACUUUUAAUUGCUUCCGCACUUCAGAAGAAAAUAAAAUUUGAAAUUUUAGUGAAUCUUGGAGAAGGUAUCGAUUAUUCUCAGCAAAGGGGAGAGAAUGCAGCGGACAUUAUACAAGAAACGCUCGAGAUAUUGGAAAGAUACGGUGGCGAGGAUGCUUUCAUAAAUAUCAAAUAUAUGGUUCCCACCUAUGAAUCUUGUAUGAUGAAUUAAUAGACGAAACAUAACACAACCAUUCAACUAACAGAUUUAUUUACUAUUUAGUUUUCGAUGAAAAUGAAAGUUAGAAAAUUAAAAUGUAUAAGAAAUUCAAUUUAACAUCA
Messenger RNA from Linepithema humile (Argentine ant), 1441 nucleotides. Lineage: Eukaryota; Metazoa; Arthropoda; Insecta; Hymenoptera; Formicidae. The record is from RefSeq and is a predicted model, not a curated record.